AUGUCUCAAUCUUUAAGUGAAUUUGAUUCUGAAAUUCAAAAUGUUAUAAUUAAAGAAAAAAAGAAAAAACAUAUAGAUUUUACAUGGUUUAGAGAGAACAAAAACACAAAUUUUCGAAGACCGAUUAUAUUUCCUGAUGAUGAAGGUCACAUAACUGAAUAUAUUCAAAUCAAAUUAAGUGAUAAGCAAAACACUCUUCUUGAUAAGAAAUAUCAGAAAUUUUUAAAACAAAACAAGUUUGUUCUUAAUAAAGAUAAUAUUAUUAUCGAAGAAACUAGUAAAGAAUAUUUAAUAAGCAAAUAA
Messenger RNA from Racocetra persica, 303 nucleotides. Lineage: Eukaryota; Fungi; Glomeromycota; Glomeromycetes; Diversisporales; Gigasporaceae. The record is from the annotation of a GenBank genome assembly.